CAGAUCUAACAGAAGCUGCCUCUUCCACUUUAUCGCUGCUCACUACCGAAAACUGGGCAGUAUGGAGGAGUUCUUCCAGUACAUCGGCCCUGAUGGCGGCGCGGCGUCUUCGUCCGCUCUGCUGAACCGCGAGCGCAUGUUCGUGUACUCUUCGCCGCGUGAGAAGCAGAUCGAUCGCUGCGGGGAGCUGCGCGUGGGCUCGUACUUUGCCUGCUCGGGUGUUCUCUUCUACGAGGACCAAGCGUGGCUCAAGAUCCGUCGCGGCUACUUCUCCAACGCCAAGAACAAUGGCUACAUCCGCGUGCACUUCGAGUUCCCAACUGGCUCAACGCCCAUAGAUGGCAGCGACUUACCAGCUCGUCAGCUCUCGUCUGUGGUUGCGGCACAGCCCGCACAAUUCCGCUACAUGCGCAGACUCCCAGAGUUCCCGACGUACAUGUGUGCACGCGACCGGUUGGUGCUGUACCGUGAGCCAGUGUUUAAUCUCCACUCGGCGUCGGUGUCUUCUUCAGGUUCCGGAUCGAAUUCCAGUACACCGCGACAUAUGCAGCGGUUUUUACCGCCUGUGAGCGUUUUUCAAGCCACGGAAUGUAGAUUUAAUCAGGAUUUUACACAACUAGCAGUAAAGGUGACGUCAGCGUUCGCAGGGUUGGGAGGGUGGAUCAAUGCUUCGUUCCACAAGACGCUGAUCGAGGUGGAAGAUCCGAAACAAUUCGGUUUUUUUCGCAAUGGACCGGUAUAUUUACAGAACGUGGCUGGACGGGGAGGCAAAUGGGCAGGGGAACUGCCAGUCCGAGCGAUUCCAAGCUUACAAGCUCCACGACUGUACAAUGUCGAGAGUUAUCGCGUCGUGAAGGCUAUUGAACGCAAAUUACUGAAAGACCGGGUGUGGGUUCGGAUCCAGCCGUUAAAGUCGCAGCAGGAACUGCAACAUACAGGCGAAAAGAAGAGCGAGGAAGAGAAUCCUGCAGCUGAAGCAGGUGAGAAUCAAGAGGAAGAGCACGAGACUGCAGGUCCCGAUGCGUGGGUCAUUGAACGUAAUGCCAAUACUGCUCAGAGAGUGAUGGUGCCGUGGGGAAGCAACCGUAUCCAGGACGUACCUGCUAACGACAAUGCAGAGCGGUAUUACCGCACCGUAUACAGUCGUCGUCCGCUGCCUUUGCGUCGUACUGCCGAUCUACAAGCAGAGAUUGUUGGCCACCUCGAACCGGGAUCCGUGUUCUCGUCAACUCAGCGGAUUCUCAAUGAUAAUGGACGUAUGUGGAUUCGAGUAGCACUACCGUCGGGGAAGCAGGCUCGUAUGAGCAAAGAUGUUGGCGAAGAUGAAGAUAACAACGCAAGCUGCAAUCCGGAUAAUAACGCUGACGAGGCUAAAGAGGAAGAAGAGGAGUUCGAGGACCUUGGCAAGUCUGUCCGAUACGGCUAUGCCAUCCAAUCGAACGCCAAGACCAACACUUGUAUGGUCCAGGAGAUCCCUGCACCUGGAAAGAUGAACCCGAAGCAGUACUAUCACGUCUCUCUCUCGUCAGAUAGACCACAGAACAGUAACCAGGAGGAUGGCAGUGCACCAGAAAACACAAUUGCAGCUCGAGCAGAGGCUUCCAACUCUGCGAAAGAACUGUUCUACGUCAAGAACGGCGCUAUCCUGUCCGCUAUCGGCACUGUAUUUAAUGCUGAACAAGGAAGAAUGUGGUUGCAAGUGCUGGCAGCCGAACUGGAGCCUGCUAUGCGUGUCAAACACCAGUGGCCGCUGUCUGAUGCAGAGCAGAAGCUGAACGUGGUUUACAUUCCCAUGUGCGAUCCUAACGGGAGCCCUCACGAGACUGUGCUCAAGCCUGUUCAUCGUGAGUUGGCGAAGAUUGACAACCCUCUAAAAGCUGAGAAGGAUACGUCGAGAUCUCCGUCUCGUGUGGUGUUCAGUGGCCGUGCGUCAAAGCUUUUCGGCUCGCACUUGUUGCGUCCGUCUACUAUCGACUUGCCUUCGACAUUCAAGAAACCAGGAACUCUUAGCAGUGGAAUCAAUGUUCCAGAUCCGGUGGCACGAGCUGCUGGCGAGAAUGAUCACGCACAGAGUCUCAAGGACGAGAUAAGUGCGUGGCAACUUCAAACGGGUAACCGCGUGACCCAACUGUAUUCUCAGAUUGGUUCGUUGGCCAGCUACACGUUGAGUUGCGUUCGUCGGCCGUUCGCGUCGUGCCUGGCACACCAAGAAGCCAAGCGGAGAUACCAACAAUUGGACCAGGAGGAAGAGGGCAUGGAGGAAUAUGCCCUCGACGACGACGACGUGCGCGUUUAAGUUGCUCAACGAGUUGCUAGGAUGCUGCAACACGAUUAAGCACAUGUCUGUUGUGGAUCAAAUUUAGAUACUUCUAAAUAAGAACCAAAGUACAGAUUGAAGUUGUUUCAAAUUCA
Molecule: messenger RNA, 2412 nt
Organism: Phytophthora nicotianae INRA-310
Lineage: Eukaryota; Oomycota; Peronosporomycetes; Peronosporales; Peronosporaceae
Exons: 2
Coding region: 62-2296 (744 amino acids)
Source: RefSeq, a predicted model, not a curated record